This is a messenger RNA of Selaginella moellendorffii, 633 nucleotides long. RefSeq lists its product as uncharacterized. The record is from RefSeq and is a predicted model, not a curated record. The coding region runs from base 19 to 564 and encodes 181 amino acids. Lineage: Eukaryota; Viridiplantae; Streptophyta; Lycopodiopsida; Selaginellales; Selaginellaceae. The transcript is spliced from 2 exons.
GCAGAUUAAAUCGAAGAAAUGGCAAAAUCAAACAUUGUGUUUAUUCUCCCACUUGCAUGCCUCCUCCUUGCUAGUGUUCUUCAUGUUUCAGCUGAUGUUAGUGGAGACCUCUCUGGCACUAUGAGGUCUCUAAAGGAGAUACUUCCCACAAAUGAAACUUCACCAACAUCAGGCAUUGGUGUCCCACUGGAUGUAGUUGACAAAGUACUUGAAUUAGUCACUCAACUUAUAGCCUGUCUAAAGGACCUCGUCCUCAAAGUUCCUUUGCUAUGUGUCAUCCUUUAUCCGGUGAUUAUCAUCCUUGAGAUCAUUGUGAUUUACAUCCCUGGUGGGUUUCCUUGCCCAAUUAUCAUUGAAGUCAUUUGCAAGUAUCUGGGCAAUGCGAUUCCUGUGUGGACUCCAAUCAAGUUCAUCAAAGUAGAUCUAACUGUUAUUGUGAGCCUCACCACAACUAUCAAGCUUCUGCAGAGUGUGAUUAUCCUUGUUACUCCAAACAGUUGCAUUUUCCUUGUGCUGAGUGCACUGGUUAAUAUCCUUCAGUCAGUGCUGGGAUUACUCUAUUAAGCUCUGAUAAAAUGCACAAUGUUUAAAAUAAAAUAAAUCUUGAAUUAAAUGUGUUUUUUAAACUGGAAA